UAUUUCCAAACGUGUGCGUCAGUGCGUAUGUUUCCUAACCUCAAAAAAAAAACAACUUGUUUGCUUUGAUUUUCCUCGUGAAAAGGAGUUAAGAUUGCUCUUGUCGUCCACACUCUUUCGCGAAAGAUCGCGAGGAUUUUUAUCAAGAAAUUCUCAGGUGGAAAAUGUUGGAGAUAACGUGCAACGAUCGUCUCGGCAAGAAGGUUAGAGUGAAGUGCAAUCCGGACGACACCAUAGGAGACCUGAAGAAAUUGAUAGCCGCCCAGACUGGGACGCACUGGGAGAAGAUCGUGUUGAAGAAGUGGUACACCAUCUUCAAGGAUCAUAUAAAAUUGCAGGACUAUGAGAUACACGACGGCAUGAACUUAGAGCUCUAUUAUCAAUAAAUCUAUAUAAAAUAACAUUACAUGUAAGCGAUUUUAAUAUUAUAAUACAUCUAAUUAUAUUAAA
This is a messenger RNA of Wasmannia auropunctata (little fire ant), 450 nucleotides long. RefSeq names its product ubiquitin-like protein 5 (gene ubl). Gene Ontology annotation, molecular function: protein tag activity; protein binding. Gene Ontology annotation, biological process: protein modification process; mRNA splicing, via spliceosome. The transcript is spliced from 3 exons. Gene Ontology annotation, cellular component: cytoplasm; nucleus. The record is from RefSeq and is a predicted model, not a curated record. Bases 165 to 386 code for a protein of 73 amino acids. Lineage: Eukaryota; Metazoa; Arthropoda; Insecta; Hymenoptera; Formicidae.